UUCAAUGUUCCCCCGAGAGAGAGGAAAAAAAACAGCUUGUGUGCGUCUUCCUCGCUGCGCUUGUUUGAGGCGCUUUCGGACAACUUUUUUAGCAUAUUAAGCAUUUAGCACAACCCAAAAGGUGACGGAAAACGAUGGCAGAAUACCUGGCCUCGAUUUUCGGUACCGAGAAAGACAAGGUCAACUGUUCGUUCUACUUUAAAAUUGGUGCCUGCCGCCAUGGAGAUCGCUGCUCCCGCAUCCACAACAAGCCGACCUUCUCGCAAACCUGCCUGCUGCAGAACCUGUACGUGAACCCCCAGAAUUCGGCCAAAUCGGCCGACGGUAGUCACCUGGUGGCGAACGUGUCGGACGAAGAGAUGCAGGAGCACUACGACAACUUUUUCGAGGACGUGUUCGUCGAGUGCGAGGACAAGUACGGUGAAAUCGAGGAGAUGAACGUGUGCGACAACCUGGGCGACCAUCUGGUCGGCAACGUGUACAUCAAGUUUCGCCGCGAAGAGGACGCGGAGCGGGCGGCCAAGGAUCUGAACAACCGUUGGUUCGGCGGCAGACCGGUGUACUCGGAGCUUUCGCCGGUGACAGACUUCCGCGAGGCGUGCUGUCGGCAGUACGAGAUGGGCGAAUGUACGCGGUCCGGGUUCUGCAACUUCAUGCACCUGAAGCCGAUCUCGCGCGAGCUGCGCCGCUAUCUGUACUCGAGACGCCGGGGACGUUCCCGAUCUCGGUCGCGAUCGCCACGUCGCGGUGGUGGUGGUGGUGGGGGCGGAGGCGGAGGCGGCAUCGGAGGUGGUCGUGAUCGUUCCCGCGACCGCCGUCGAUCGCGCAGUAGGGAUAGGAAAAACGAUCGCAACGACAACGGGCGUAAGGGGCGAUAUUGAACACCGACUGCAUGAUUCGCUCGUAGACUUUUUCCCCUUUCAUCAACUUGACACAAUUAUUGCGCCAUUUAGUUUAAUCGCGAAUGAUUGCAACCCUCUUUCCAACAACUUGUCCAGAUACAAAAAAUAUGCUACACGAAAUGUAAUUAAUGAUCAUGAAGAGAAAUACAUAUACAUGCGACCAAAUAAAUCGCUAAUAUG
Messenger RNA from Anopheles arabiensis, 1082 nucleotides. It is a transcript of the gene U2af38, whose product is annotated as splicing factor U2af 38 kDa subunit. Gene Ontology annotation, biological process: mRNA splicing, via spliceosome. Gene Ontology annotation, cellular component: spliceosomal complex; U2AF complex. The transcript is spliced from 2 exons. Lineage: Eukaryota; Metazoa; Arthropoda; Insecta; Diptera; Culicidae. The record is from RefSeq and is a predicted model, not a curated record. Gene Ontology annotation, molecular function: metal ion binding; pre-mRNA 3'-splice site binding. The coding region runs from base 135 to 881 and encodes 248 amino acids.